Zingiber officinale is the source of this 1430-nucleotide messenger RNA. RefSeq names its product transcription factor BEE 3-like. Gene Ontology annotation, molecular function: protein dimerization activity; DNA-binding transcription factor activity. Gene Ontology annotation, biological process: regulation of DNA-templated transcription. Gene Ontology annotation, cellular component: nucleus. Lineage: Eukaryota; Viridiplantae; Streptophyta; Magnoliopsida; Zingiberales; Zingiberaceae. The coding region runs from base 291 to 992 and encodes 233 amino acids. The transcript is spliced from 6 exons. The record is from RefSeq and is a predicted model, not a curated record.
CACUGUUGCGAGGUGUUCUACUGUCUGUUACACCCCUCCACCUUCCCCUGCUGCAAUCACUGUCCUGGAGCUGAUUAAACUUGACGAUCAUCAAAGUUGGGGAAGGUGUAUCCAUGAGUUGCGGAUAGAACUUGUAAAGAUAGAGAGGAGGAGGCGGGCCCACGGCCACGACGCACCGAAGCAGCACUUCUCUCGUUCAAAUUCCAGAACAAACAUUAGCAGAUUAUAUAGUGACCCACUUCCCCUUCAAUUCAGUCAUUGUCCUCUUUCAUCUCUUCCAAUCCAAAUUAAUGGGGGAGUUCUUGGACACAUUCGAGUGUCUCAACCCCUGCCUUUACCCAUUCUUCGAAAUGGAAGCAAACUCGGAGAUCAUGAGUCAACUUGCAGGGCUCAAUGACCCUGUUUUGGGGAGCUCCAUGGAUUUUUGCAUGCCCGAGUUAUCCGCGCCUCUCUUUGAUGGAUUGGACGACGAAUUGCCAUUGGAGUUCCAGAAUCUGGCUCCGUUAGCGGGCUCUGCUGCGGAGCCGAGUGGUGGAGGGAAGAGGAAGUGGGUGGCACAGGAGACAAGUUCACAGAAUUGUUCUGAGCCUUGCGUGGUCACUGGGUCAGCAGAAAGUAAGACUACGAGGAAAAACGGAGUAAGUCAAGGUGGAAAGAGAAGCAGAAGCAAUGGCAAAGAAUUGGAGAAGCAAAAGGAGGUGGUUCAUGUGAGGGCAAGAAGAGGCCAAGCCACAGACAACCACAGUUUAGCUGAGAGGGUUAGAAGAAAGAAGAUCAAUGAAAAAAUGAGAUGUUUACAAGACCUUGUACCUGGAUGCUACAAGACAAUGGGAAUGGCAGGGGCUUUAGAUGAGAUAAUAAACUACGUUCAGUCGCUGCAGAACCAAGUUGAAUUUCUUUCAAUGAAGCUCUCGACCGCGAGCUCAUCAUUUUAUGACUGCAACUUGGGUGUCGAAAGUAUUGCAACCCAUCAGAUCCAUGUGUACAUGUGAGAUGUUGUUAUAGGGCAGAGGCAGAGAAGCAUGGACCACAGCUUGUUCUCUUGCUGACUAAAAUAAGAAAAGCAUGGUCAAUACUGUUCCAGUUGAGGAAAUCUGCCAUAAAUGCAAUUCAUCUAGUUUGGGACAAGAUUCUAACAGUCCUGUCGUCGAUCCUCAUAUAUUAAUAUCAGAAGAAUCCUAUGUCCAUGAAGAAUAUUAAUUAGUAACUAUUCAAUUGUUAAUCGUAGAUAUACAAACUGAUCAUUAGGUGCCUUUCCUUAUUGUUCAUCUAAAUAUGAUGUAUCAAGCAGGGCAAGAUUAAAGUCGUGUGUAGCUUUAUAUCCACUGUUGCACUGUCAUCAUCUUACACCUUCCUUGAUGAAAUGAUUGAGUACGCAUGAAUAAUGAGAGGGAUGCAUAUGAUGCAUCAAUCAUGUGAUCGAAUAUUUU